Messenger RNA from Scylla paramamosain (green mud crab), 4620 nucleotides. RefSeq lists its product as uncharacterized. The coding region runs from base 340 to 1041 and encodes 233 amino acids. The transcript is spliced from 3 exons. NCBI's taxonomy places the organism in Eukaryota, Metazoa, Arthropoda, Malacostraca, Decapoda, Portunidae. The record is from RefSeq and is a predicted model, not a curated record.
AGCACACCACCAGGGACGCCACACAGCCCACACCUGCACCGCCGCCUGCACUGUCGCCAGGUCGACAGGUUCACGGCGGCGCCAGCGAAGGUGCAGCCCCGCCCCCUCUGUCGCACUUGCCCCGGUCAAAGAGCAACAAGAGGGCGCCCGCUAAACUGCCCCGCGCCCCGCCCCACCCAGUGCCCCGUGAAGGAGAUCGGGACGGAAGCUGGACUGGGUCGCGUGUGUGUGCGUGUACUUGUGUUUGUGUGUGUUGGUGUGGUGGUGUCUCGCGUGUGUGGGGUGCGUGGGCGGGAACUUGUGGGUACAUAGAGGUCUCUGCUCUGAGUCUCCGGCGUCAUGGUCCUUCUGUGGACGCAGCACGAGGGUGAGCGGGUGGAGCCCCAGCCCACCGACGACCACGUGCAGGAGGUGAGGAAGGACGGGGGCGUGAAUGGUGCCGGCAAACACCCGCACCCCCACCGCCUCCCCCACGCCAAGGACAAACCCGCGGGCGACGCAGCAGGCACCAAGGCAGGCACCAGCAACACCGCCUCUCCGUCAGGCCGCAGCGAGACCCUCAGAAUCGCGACGCCCUCAGAGAAACACGUCGUCACUCUUCGUCAAAUUUCCGAGGUCUUUGAUGCCACCAAGAGUAGCAUCACCUCUUCACCUACCUCGCUCUCCUCCUCUCCCUCCUCUCCCUCCUCCUCCACUGUGUCUCCCUCUACCCCAUCUGCCUCCAGCACUCCUCUAGGCACAGUGGUGGAGGUGGAGAGGUUGGAGGACGGCGGGAUAGGUGUGGAGAGCGUGGCUAAGGUGGAAAAAGUAUCGAAGGUGUCUACUCUCGGCCUCAACUCGCGCCUGCUGCUGGAAGAGGAGGAGCAGGACGGGGAGGAAGGCGUGGAGGCAGCCAAGAAGAAGAGGAGCCAGAAGAGGAAGUUUUACACGCUGCCAAGGAACUGGAGGAGCAAAGCAACGGACUUCAUUCUGACUAAAGGUAAGAUGGAGACGCGAUGUGCUGAGAGGGAACGAGAAGGGAGAGAAGAAAGAGAAGAUUAGACAGAGGCUGGAAAAAUAUACCGCCAUUCUUCUCUCCUCUUUCCUUCCCAUUCUCCUUAAGGCUAAGUGAAUUCUCAUCCCUGUGUUUGUUAUUCUUCUGUUUCUUACAAGCCUUUUUUUUCUUUUCUUUUUUGUAUCGGUACAGAAUUCUCGUAAUCCUAUCAUCAUACUACGUUGCCGCUGUUUUGGUGAAUUCCUACCACUGUGCUUGUUUUUUUUUUUCUUUUUAUCCUUUAUAAUCUUUUGUUGUGUGAGUUCAGUAUGCUUACUUUCAUGUGGUAAGGAACUUUAUUUAUUUCAUUUUUUUUUCAUUUCGUUGGUUGUUAUUGCCAUUGUUGCUUUCGUUUCUCUCUCUCUCUCUCUCUCUCUCUCUCUCUCUCUCUCUCUCUCUCUCUCUCUCUCUCUCUCUCUCUCUCUCUCUCUCUCUCUCUCUCUCUCUCUCUCUCUGCCCCCUCCCCGUCAGUACAAUUAUCUUUCCGUUGGUUUGUUUCUAGUGAUACAUAAUUUUCGUAUAAUUUUGUCUAUCUCUCAGUUCUGUCUACCUUUCUUUGUCUUUUUUAGUUUCUUAUUAUAUUUUAGUUACCUUUUCCCGCAACAGACUACAAAUUUUAGAAUGUAGAGGGGAACAAAAAUGAAAAAAAAAACAAAUAAACAAAAAAAAAAAAAGAAGUCGCCAUUUUGCUUCUGACUUUAAUUAAGGCCCCGUUUGAAACUUUUAUAUCCCACGGAAGGGAAAUUUUGCUCGCGUGGGGCGGAGAUUGUGGCGCGAUGCAAGCUGCUGCCGCCGCCCGCCGUAAUGCCGGGGUUGCUUCGCGCUGGCUGGGGACACAUUACCUUCGGGGGGCUAGUGCAUAGGGAGGGAAGGAGGGAGGGAGGAAGCGUGCACUGAGCGAUAGGGAGAACCAUGGUUAGAUUCCCUUAGAAAAUAAGAACGUAAGAAAAUAAGGGGAGCUGCAAGAAGCCAUCAGGCCUACACGCGGGAGUCUGCAUGAAACACUUAUUUGUCACCUGUCAUUCCUAUCCAUAAUUUGUCUAAUUUCUUCUUUCCCUAAUAAUUCAGAAUUAACAACCUGAUUACGGAGUCUGUUCCAUUCAUCUAGCAUUCCACUUGAGAACCAAUUCCUUCCUAUCUCUUUUGUAAAUUGAAUUUUAUCAAGAUUUAAUCCAUUAUUUUUUUUCCUACUGACCCUCAGAAAUUUGCUUUUGUCACCCUUGUUUUAUCCCUUAUACCACUUAAAAACCUCUGUUAGGUCCUCUCAACUUACGUAUCUCAAAGGAACGUAAAUCUAAAAGCUUCAGUUUCCUUUCGUAAGAAAUAAUCUUUAUCCUCUGUAUCUUUUCAGGCAUUCUCUCUUGUACUGACUCUAAUAGACCUAUAUCCAUCCCGUAAUUGUAAUAUGGGGACCAGAGCUGAACAUCAUUACCUAUACAAGGGCUGAUCAGCAAUAAAUAUAAUUUUAAUAUUACUUCUACUUUUAGCGCUCUUAACGCUCCCAUGUAAUUGUGGAGGUGAAUAUGAAAAAGGCGCACCAGUUGUGUUGCCAUUCUUGUCUCUGGAGUCUUGUCUUGUCAUGACACUCCUCUCAUGAAACAGUCCCAAGUCGUAGAAGGGCAAAAAAAUAAAAGAAUAUCAUCUUGGUCGAGUGCAAGAUCACUGUAUUGCUCUUUGUUGUGAUUGCAGCGACUGAUUCUGAAACAAUGACCCAAAUAUUCCUGGACAAAGUCGAUUUAACAUUAUAGCGUCAUACAGGACCCCAGACCAAGAGCUAUGUAUGUUACAAGAGGGUGUGGCUGACCUGGUAUGUCUUUCCUCUCCCCCUUCUCCUCCCUCUCUUACUUAUUUUCCACUUCUCACCUUAGAAACGAGGGCAACACACUCGUAUAAGUAAAGUGGAGGCCGCAGUGGUGAUGGUGGUGGUAGUGGUGGUGGUAGUGGUGGUGUAGGUGCCUCACUAGUGUCAUUAUCAAGUGAAUUAUCCUAAAUUGAGUUAUGUGGACCAGCCGUGCAUUGAGUUACACACACACAUACACACACACACACACACACACACACACACACACCGCGUAGUGUAGUGGUUAGCACGCUCGACUCACAACCAAGAAGGCCCGGGUUCGAACUCCGGGCAAAUGGGCGUGCCUCUUAAUGUGUAGCCCUUGUCCACCUAGCAGCAAGUAGGUGCGGGAUGUAACCCGAGGGGUUGUGACCUCGCUGUCCCGGCGUGUGGUGUGUCAGUGGUCUCAGUCCUACCCAGAGAUCGGUCACUAUGAGCUCUGAGCUCUUUCCGUAGGGUAACGGCUGGCUGGGUGAACAGCAGACGACCGUAGGUGAAUCACACACACACACGCACAUACACACACACAAACAUGUUACGGGUCUCCGCGCGGGGGCUGUGAACGUGUUAUAUAAGUUGGGGGAGGUGUUAUUAUAUUCACUACCAGAAAUUCGUGUGUUAAAAUAACGUGUUUACACCUCUUUGCCCCAAAUUUGCAGAUGUUUUCUAGCUCCUGGAGUUGAAUUCAUAAAUGUCGGCGUGGGAAGACUUUUUUUUUUUUUUUUUUUUUUUCUCCUUCAUGAAGCUUAAAUUUAUAAAUGUCGCAAUGAAAUGUAUUUUGUGACCUCUAAAGUUAAAUACAUAAAUGUCGUCGUGAGGGGAUGCAUUUUUUACUCCUAAGCUUAAGUUCAUAAAUGUCGCGGCAGGGAAGAUGUAUUUGAACUCCUACACUUGUAUUUUUGUUAAUGUCGUGACGGGCUAACAUGUUUUUUUUUUUUUUUUUUUUUUUUUUUUUUUUACUUUUUGCAGUGCCAGCCUCUUUACGCAACGGAGAGAAAAAAAAAUAGUAAAAAUUACGUUGAAUUAGUGCACUUACAUAGGCCGGAGUGUAGUGAACAUGAGUAUCAUAACUACUUAUAUAACCACCGUUACGUGCGUCAGGCUUUACGAGAAUAAGGAAGAAUGGAAGGCCAGCAAGAUGUCACACAGAUACAUACAGCGGGCGGCGCCAAACUGCCUUGGGAGUGACGUGCGGGAACCCAUAGAAAGCGUCACGGAGCAGUAGAGCGGGGUGACUGAGGCGCCGCAGCUUAUGGGAUAACCUGUUGCUUGUUUGUGUUGUCAUUUCUCGGAAUAGAAAAACAAGGGUUACCGGUACAGGCCGGUUAGCAGUAGCGUGUUAGCAUAGGAACAUAAGGGAAGUAGUUAUAAGCCAGUAGGUCUACACGUGCCACUCCCUGUAUAAAGCAUACCUACAUGAUUCUAGAUCCACUUUUCGUCCCUAUCCAUAGUAUCUAAUUCUUUAAAGUUCCCGAUUGACUUGAAACCAGCAAUCUGAUAACCGAGUCUAUUCCUCUCACCUACUUCUAUAUUUGGGACCCAACUUUCUCUAUAUUUCUUUAAAUCUAACUUUACCCAGCCUGAACCCGCUGCUUCUAGUCCUAUCCUGACUACUAACCCAGAGGAUUUUAUUUACAUCACGCUUGUUAUAAUUUGUUACGCCAGUUAAAUGCCCCUAUCAGAUUCUCUCUUAAUCUACGCCUUUCUAACGCUUCUCCGGCGCAGGCUACCGGGUUAAUAUUACUCA